Molecule: messenger RNA, 1413 nt
Organism: Aspergillus pseudoviridinutans
Lineage: Eukaryota; Fungi; Ascomycota; Eurotiomycetes; Eurotiales; Aspergillaceae
Product: adaptor protein NBP2
Exons: 1
Coding region: 1-1413 (470 amino acids)
Molecular function (GO): protein binding
Source: RefSeq, a predicted model, not a curated record
AUGGCAACCCUAACCUCAUCGGCUUCUCGGCCGCAGUCACAGGUGGUCACCUCGAUGACGAACUUGUCGGUCCUACCUCCAAUCAUAACAGAUGCUUCCGGGAAGACACAAAUCGGGCAGCGGACAUCCUCGUAUGCGAAAGAUCGUCUAUCGACGUACUCGAAUGUUUCCGCAACUUCUCAAAAUCGCUCUCGUCCUGGUUCGCAUGUGUUCCCAAUCUUCCAUUCCAGCUUGCCAUAUGCGCUCGUUCGGGAUUUCGCAUACCCCCCAAUCCACCCACUUCAUUACGGUCCUCUGCCACCCCGUGCCUCCGGUGUGUCCACUCCAGCAAGUGAGCAUCGGCGCCUUUCGGACCCUCCCGCACCAUGGGAUAACUCGCGUGGUCAGUGGUCUUCGGGCCCUUGGAGAACGGACCAAAGUCAUGGACAGCAGCAAUUACCUGCAAUGUCGUUUGGCGAUGGGCCCCCUUAUAGUGAAGAUGAAGAUUUGCAUAGCCCAGUGUUCUCCGCGUCGCGCCACCGCAAGAAUAAGUCGACAGGGAUGAAUGCGACUGGCCGAAGAACGAGAAGUCCCGGUCGCGGCCAUCAAUCUGCCUAUUUCUCCGGUGACUCUGACCGAGGAAUACUGGUCAGCAUGAACGCGGACGGCAGUGAGACAUAUUAUGUCAAUGAUGACGAUGACGGGACAGAUGAUGGCCCCGGGGGAGAAUAUGUCACCUAUCCUCCGAAUGAGAGCCGACAUUCUCACAUGGGGAACGAAACUUACGGUGACUAUCGGGAGCGUGAGCAUGAUGCGGGGUUCGAGUCUGAGGACGAUUAUUCCGGUGCCGACCGAUACUCGGGCGAUUUCCAGUUCGCGGUUGGUUGCCCCGAUGAGGAGAUGCAUGGCAAAGCGGUUGCGCUGUUUGAUUUCACCAGAGAACAUGAGAACGAGCUGCCCUUGACUGAGGGACAGGUGAUUUUUGUCUCAUACAGGCACGGCCAGGGCUGGCUAGUCGCGGAGGAUCCAAAGACUGGUGAAAGCGGUUUGGUACCAGAGGAAUUCGUUCGGUUACUUCGAGACAUCGAAGGUGGCCUGACAUCGCUUAGCGUCGACCCAAGUCUGGAUGCUGAGGAGGAUGAUAGCACAUACUUGAGCCCGGACUCAACCGACUCAGAGCAGGCCAUCACACCAACUCAGAAUGACCAACUGCCUCUGAGCUCUGAUAGGGGGUCUGUUCAUAUUGCCAACAGCGCAACGAAUCUGGAGAGUUCCUCCGUCAUCCCAGCUGGCGGUGGCGAGGCCGAAUCGAACCCGUCACAUUUCCUGCACAACGGACAGGAGAUCGACAGCGCCCCACCAAUGGAACAACGAUUGUCAGAGAAACAGACGACAAAAAGGGAAAGCCAGAUUGGUAUCCUGGCGAAGACAUGA